Molecule: messenger RNA, 897 nt
Organism: Fusarium sp. VM40
Lineage: Eukaryota; Fungi; Ascomycota; Sordariomycetes; Hypocreales; Nectriaceae
Source: the annotation of a GenBank genome assembly
AUGGCAACGUCGCUAUCCACUCAGGGGCGCGUGUCUACGUACACAAUCCCCGAUCGCAUUGUCCCCAUGCGCGUCAUCGUCUGUGGCGUCCAUCGCACAGGGACGUUGAGUAUUCGUAACGCGCUGUGGCAGCUUGGUUUCCACGAUUGUUACCAUAUGCAGACACUCUUCAAGGACCCAUCGCGUGCUCCAGAAUGGAUCCGUGCUCUCGAAGCCAAGUACGCCGGCCAGGGAUCUUUUACCCGCGCCGACUGGGACCGUCUGCUCGGUGACUGCCAGGCCGUGUGUGAUGUCCCCGCUGCCUUCUUCGGCGCCGAACUCGCGGAGGUUUACCCGGAGGCAAAGGUCAUCAUCAUGAACCGUGAUCCCGAGAAGUGGUAUGAGAGUGUGCUAAACAGCAUCUAUCUAAUAACCACGCCCAAAGACCUCUGGUCUAAGUUAAACAUGAUCUACUGCUACUUCCUGGACCCGAAUCUGCAGUACAUAGCCAGAUAUAGCAAAACCAUGAGGUCUCUAGUCCAGAAGUAUGACCACGGCAAAGACAAGGACAAGGCUCUGGCGUGGUACAAAGCGCAGUAUCAAGAGUUCCACGACCGCAUCCCCGCCGAGCGCUACAUCGAGUACACCAUCACCGAGGGAUGGGCGCCGUUGUGCGAGUACCUCGGUGUUCCGGUGCCAGAAGUCGAGGACCCCGAGACAGGUAAGAUGGUGGAGGCGCCGUUCCCGCAUCUCAACGAUGGUGAGACGUUUCGUCGGCAGAGCAAGAUUAUCAAGAAGAAGACCAAGGAGAGAGCUAACCAGAACUUGCUCACUGCCGUGGGGAGGCUGGCGUUGACGGGUGUCGUGGGAUAUGCUGGAUAUCUUGCGUGGAAGACUCGCCUAGGCGGACGAGUUUAG